AUGGACCGCCUGCGGCAGCGGCUCUAAAGGAGGUUGCCCGUCCGGUCUUAAGGCAGUAGCUUGAGCUCCCAGCCUCCUCCGCAGUCAUCCAGGAAUCCUUGCAACUCCGCCAGCAUGUCUCAGGCUGAGUUUGAGAAAGCCGCUGAGGAGGUUAAGCACCUCAAGACCAAACCAGGGGACAGUGAGAUGCUGUUUAUCUACAGCCACUACAAGCAAGCAACUGUGGGUGACAUUAACACAGAGCGACCAGGGAUGUUGGACCUCAAGGGCAAGGCCAAGUGGGAUGCCUGGAAUGAGCUGAAAGGGACUUCCAAGGAAGAUGCCAUGAAAGCUUAUAUCGACAAAGUAGAAGAGCUCAAGAAAAAAUAUGGAAUAUGAGAGACUGGAUUUGGCUGCCAGCCACACAUUGAACCUAAACUGAUGUAUAAUGCCUUGUUUUUCUAAUACUGUGGAUGAUGUACAAUAGUGAAAAUAACCAGCUAACCCCUUUCUUCAGGGCUGUUCGGGUUCUGGGUCUCGCAGAUGAGGGACUGAGACAAUUACUGGCUUUCCCUGAGUAGUUUUUAUCAGAGACCAAUUAAAAUUACAUUUGUUACUUAAA
Messenger RNA from Tupaia belangeri chinensis (Chinese tree shrew), 601 nucleotides. RefSeq names its product diazepam binding inhibitor, acyl-CoA binding protein (gene DBI). Gene Ontology annotation, cellular component: mitochondrion. Gene Ontology annotation, molecular function: fatty-acyl-CoA binding. The record is from RefSeq and is a predicted model, not a curated record. NCBI's taxonomy places the organism in Eukaryota, Metazoa, Chordata, Mammalia, Scandentia, Tupaiidae. Gene Ontology annotation, biological process: fatty acid metabolic process. Bases 115 to 378 code for a protein of 87 amino acids. The transcript is spliced from 4 exons.